UAUUAUAUCAUGGUACCUAUAUUAUUAAUUUAUAGUCUAUAAUCUAUAUUGUUGUGGUCAUAUUAUUUACAAAUUUAAUAUAUUUUAAAAAGAUUGAGAUUAAGUUCUAGAUAAGAUUAAAGACAUCUUUAUGUAUAGUUGUUAACAUGUUUAUGGUGUGAAAUCAAGAUUCACCAAACAACUAACAACUGCUGUUGUAUAGUAUUUAACUUUAAUUUUUUAAGACUGUAUUUUUUUAAUUGUUAUUAUGUUAAAGAUCGAAGAAGAUUUAAUUUAAAAAUUUUGUGCUUUCACAUUAUUACUAAUUAAUUGAUAAAAUAUAUACUUAUACAUGGCCAAUGUUUUAAGUAUUAAUUGUGAAAAAUCAUUUAUUUUCAUUGUUCUGUAAUUUAUUGUUUUUAUUAAUGUUUUAAUACGAUAACAAUAUUAGAAAAUGCAAUGAGUAAAGAAAAGUUUUCAGAUAGUGUAUCUGUACUUUUAGAACUUCUAGAAGUAUCAAUUCAUUGCAUACUGUAUGCAAGAAAAAUAUAUCCUGAAGGUAUUUUUGAACUAAAGAAAAAAUACAAUGUGCCUGUGCAUGUUUCUAUUUAUCCUGAGUUAAAUUCCUAUAUAAAUAGUACACUCAAUGCUGUAAAAAGUCUAUUGAAAUUAAAAAAAUUGUGCAAAUUGGAUGUAUGUUUUUAUAACAAAAUUGGAGUUAUAGUUGAACGAUUUGUAUUUAACAUUCGUAAUGUUGAACUUGAAUUGGAUUUAUCAGAUUUUUCGAAUAUAAGAGAUCCAUAUUUAGUAAAGUUAGAACAAAUGUUGAGAGCUUUCUGUUUAAAAUUAACUGUUUGUGAUUCUCUCUUGAAACCUUUACCUACAAGUUGUACAUUUCAGAUUCACAUUCAUACUACUGAAACAAACUCUAUUGAAAUUCAAAAGGAUACAGAAGAAUUUCCAUUAAUACCUAGUGAAAAUAAGGAUACAAUUAUAACAUCACCUGCAGUAGUACCAUUGCGUAGUAUAGACUGUGAACAUUUAAAUUUAGAAAUCUAUGCUGAAGAAGGAAAUAAAGAUGAAGACCCAGAUUUAUUUACACCAAGUCCGUUAAUUUAAAUUUGCUCAAUAUUAAUGUUGAAUUUGUUAUUAGCAAUAUGUUGUUCUUGUAUCAACCUUCACUGACAAACAUUAUUAUAAUUAUAAGGUUAUUAUAGAGACCAUACUGGUCUAACUAUAUUAAAUUUCACAAUUUAUUUAGUAAUAUAUUUUAUGUAUUAUA
Molecule: messenger RNA, 1261 nt
Organism: Rhopalosiphum maidis (corn leaf aphid)
Lineage: Eukaryota; Metazoa; Arthropoda; Insecta; Hemiptera; Aphididae
Gene: PolZ2
Product: mitotic spindle assembly checkpoint protein MAD2B
Exons: 5
Coding region: 439-1098 (219 amino acids)
Cellular component (GO): zeta DNA polymerase complex
Source: RefSeq, a predicted model, not a curated record